This is a messenger RNA of Penaeus monodon (black tiger shrimp), 918 nucleotides long. RefSeq names its product KRAB-A domain-containing protein 2-like. The transcript has 3 exons. NCBI's taxonomy places the organism in Eukaryota, Metazoa, Arthropoda, Malacostraca, Decapoda, Penaeidae. Gene Ontology annotation, biological process: DNA integration. The record is from RefSeq and is a predicted model, not a curated record. Gene Ontology annotation, molecular function: nucleic acid binding. Bases 1 to 918 code for a protein of 305 amino acids.
AUGUUAUAUGACAUGAUCAAUCUAUGGACAUGUGGGCGUGACCGCAUGAUUAAGGAGUUACAAAGAAAAUAUGCUAACAUCACAACAAAGGUCUUAAAGCUCUUCAACUCACUGUGUGAGGAAUGUCAAAAGAAACGGAAAAGAUCAAUGACCAAGGGUGUUGUGGUGCGUCCUAUCCUCAGCAAGGAAUUUGCAUCUAGGGGCCAGGUUGAUUUGACUGGCAUGCAGUCAGUGCCACACUCCAACUUUAAAUGGAUCAUGGUGUACCAAGACCAUCUCACCAAAUUCUGCAUUCUUUGUCCUCUUCAAACCAAACGUGCUGCAGAGAUUGCCUUCCAGCUUGUAGAUAUCUUCCAUCUCAUGGGUGCCCCUGCUGUUCUUCAAAGUGAUAAUGGCUCAGAGUUCACAUCCAGGGUGAUUACCGAGUUAAAACAAAUAUGGCCAAGUCUCACCAUGGUUCAUGGGAAGCCCCGUCAUCCACAAAGUCAGGGUUCUGUGGAACGUGCGAAUGGUGACAUUAAGGAUAUGUUAGUUACCUGGCUUGCAGGCAAUAAUUCACAUGACUGGUCAGUUGGUAUCAAGUUUGUUCAGUUUCAGAAAAAUGCUGCUCACCAUUCAGGGAUAAAGUGCUCUCCAUACUCUGCUAUGUUUAGUUGUGAAGCUAGAGUUGGCCUGACUUCUUCACUUCUACCCUCAAAAGUUGUCUCAAGGUUGGAGAGUGAAGAUGAUCUCACAGCAGUUAUGCCAGGAGAUGAUACAACAACAGGUUCUGCUGGUUCAUUUUUGGAAGGGGCUACCAAAGUUCCCAUCCCUAAACCAAAGACCCAAAAGUACCGCCCCACUUCCCCUACUGUCGGGCCAAGACGGCCGGAGGAGGAUGAACCCUCCAAGGGAAAAGGGCCCCCCAAUGAACCCUAA